CUCCCAUCUCGCCUUCAUCUCGUCCAUCGCAUCCCAGCCGCCAUGAGCAACCCUGACGGCUCGGCCAUCCGCGGUCUCGGACUCGACCAGUUCCUGCUCUUUGGAGACUCGAUCACCCAGUGGAACUAUGAUCCCUCGAACCACGGCUGGGUUGCCUCCUUGGCCCACAAAUACAUCCGUCUGGUCGAUAUCGUCAACCGCGGGUUCUCGGGCUACAACACCGAGUGGUGCCUCCCGAUACUGCCCUCGAUCCUCGAAACCACCCUCCCCAGCCAGGGCAGAAACAAGAUCCUGCUGGUUGUGCUAUUCCUCGGGGCCAACGAUGCAGCAUUCCCUGCCACCCACCGCCAGCAUGUGCCUCUCCAGCAAUACAGCGACAAUCUCACCAGCAUGAUCCGCAUCGUGCGGGCCCACCACCCCGAAGCCCGGAUUCUGCUGGUGACGCCCCCGCCUGUCUUUGCCGACGACUGGGAGGUCAACUGCGUCGCGAAGGGCCGCCCACUGGACCGCACUGCCGACAUAACCUUCAAAUACCACACAGCCAGUCUGCAGGUUGGCCAAGCGACGGGUGUGCCCACGCUGGACACUUGGAAGCUCUUCUUUGGCCCCGAAGGCCGGUACGACCCCGUCGUCGCCAAGUCGGUUUUGCACGAUGGGCUUCACUUCAAUGCCAAGGGCAACGACAUUUUUGCCGCGGGCAUCCAGGACCGCAUUGCGACGCUUUGGCCCGAGUUGACCCCAGAGCAGCUCUUCAAGGAUCUGCGUCUGCCAUGGCACGACCAGCUGGAUGUCGACGACCUUCCCGAGAGCCUGUUCCGUAACGAACGCAAAUGAAGGCCAUCCCACCGAUAAUCACUGCCGAUCGGAGGGGCAGCACGAGCGACGACGCUGUCGAGAGGAGAGAUCCGUUGACAGUGCCAGAUUCCACAAUGGCCGUAAACCACGUCGAAAAAAUCCGAUCCAAUAAAAAACGGGAAACCCUUGAUUUGACCAUUGAUCAAAAA
Molecule: messenger RNA, 1004 nt
Organism: Polychytrium aggregatum
Lineage: Eukaryota; Fungi; Chytridiomycota; Chytridiomycetes; Polychytriales
Product: SGNH hydrolase
Exons: 2
Coding region: 43-834 (263 amino acids)
Source: RefSeq, a predicted model, not a curated record